Molecule: messenger RNA, 837 nt
Organism: Paramecium octaurelia
Lineage: Eukaryota; Ciliophora; Oligohymenophorea; Peniculida; Parameciidae
Source: the annotation of a GenBank genome assembly
AUGAGACUUGGAAAAAUAUAUUCAAAACAUAAUUAUAAUUAUUGUGAGCGAUAUGCCAUCUCUAUUUUUGCAUUCCUUAAAUCGAAAUUCUCUUGGAAAUCUUUAAUAAUAGCUUCUAUUUCUUCAAAUAUUUUUCUUAAUCCAAUUAUUUAAAAUUAUUUAUUCAAUUCGAUGUCUUAUGUCCCUACCUUUAUUUCAACAGAAUAGCCACUUUAUCUUAAAUUAUAGAUUUCUUAGAUUCCAGCAGCAUGGGAUGAAAUAAAAUUGAAAAAUUUUCUUUCAAGCUAAGGAUAUACGGUGUCUGAUGUGUAGAUGCUUAAAAAAGAUGAUCGUAUUAAAUAUAAUCUAAUAUCAAGCCAAAUCUAAAGGAGUAGCAAUUGUCAAAUUCAAUAAAAUGUAAGAGGGAGAAAAAGCCACAAAAUAAUUAAAGGAGGUGGCUGUGGAUGGAAUGCAACCUCUAGUGCUUAAAUGGGCUGAAGGUGAAAAAGAAAGGUUAGGAGUAGCAGAGGAAACAUCUCCUAAAAUAUAAAUUGAUGGCUUAUAGAAAGACUGUGAAGAAGCUAUGAUCAAAGAAAUAUUUAUGAAAUAUGGCCAAGUUACCGAUGUUUAGAUCUAGAAUUAAGGAUAAUCCUCAAUUAGUGCCAUAGUAUCUUAUACUUUUAAGGAAAGCUGCUUAUUAGCAAUAAAAAAUAAUCAUAAUAAGAAUUAGUUAGGGUACUAAAUUAAUGUUAUAAAUUAAGUGAUCGUCCUUUGGAUGUUAGAUUUUUGGGUUAACCUGCAACUNUAUAAAUUGGUUUGAACGAAAUAAAUAUGAGUUAUAUGUGUAUUAUUCCCUGA